CCCUUUCCCCACAGUUUUGUAGAGAGAGAACUCAAGAAGCUAUCAGCUUAAUUACAGCGGAGAGACAAAAGAGACAGAGGGCAGAAACAAUUCAAAGCCAUGAAGGGUUCUUCUGUCUGGAUUGCGGUAUUUCUGCUCUGUAUGCUCUUCAUUCCCACCCUUACUUCUGGCAGACAAAUCCGCCGGCUACACUCCCGUCACCGUCAUCACCAUUCAUCAGCAAGACAUGGCACGGUGGUGAACACCGAUCAGGCUAACUGGGAAAGAAGGCCAUUAGGGCAGCAGAGGAAGCCUGACACGCUCCAAGUCGCAGGGUCAAGGCUACCCGAUUGCUCGCAUGCUUGCGGGUCGUGCUCGCCAUGCCGACUGGUUAUGGUGAGCUUCGUCUGUGCUUCGCUGGCAGAGGCCGAGACAUGUCCCAUUGCUUACAAGUGCAUGUGCAAGAACAAGUCUUAUCCUGUUCCAUGAUCUGAAUUAAUACAUAUACUCGAUCUUUAAGACUCACAUUAUAUGAUAUCCCUUACCACUUACCGACCAUUGUAUUUGUACGUAACAUAGUUUUCUUUGUGAGGUAGACUUACAGGGCUUCCUACGUGUAAUCAAAGAGUUUUCCAAGCUAGUUUCCUUUGAUUAUUUUAUGCACGUAGAGCCGUUUCUUCCAUCUUUUGCUCCGUUGCUAAUUGUCUUUCCCCAACUACCACCAAUCGGGCAUAUGUAAUGCAUAAUGUUUAAUUUAGAUUAAUGGAAAAGCUGAAGCAUGAGUAAUUU
Malania oleifera is the source of this 768-nucleotide messenger RNA. RefSeq names its product protein EPIDERMAL PATTERNING FACTOR 1. The coding region runs from base 100 to 468 and encodes 122 amino acids. The transcript has 2 exons. Lineage: Eukaryota; Viridiplantae; Streptophyta; Magnoliopsida; Santalales; Ximeniaceae. The record is from RefSeq and is a predicted model, not a curated record. Gene Ontology annotation, biological process: stomatal complex development; guard cell differentiation.